CGACACUAAAUAUAGCGUAGUAGGUUUCGUAGUGUGUUGACUCGUUUAAAGUCUUCCAUUCUCCCUAAUCACUCCUGCAUUGUAACACCAUAAGAUGGCCCAGGGAUAUACAGCCAGAAACAACGGAUUUAGAGGACGUGCUCGACUCGACCCUUACGGAGAAGGAGAAUUUAAUGAUGUCUUUCGCGUGGGAAAAGCAGACAGAUACAAAGGAGCGCCUCCCGAGAUGAAGACUCCCCUCGUGGUCGGUGGUUAUUCCGUCGACUGUGAUAGAAAGAUCAUUCACGACCGCUCAAAGCUGAAGUUUCUCAACAAAGCAUUCUUACCGGAAGAACCAAUGGAUGUGGAACUUGACCUCAAGGAAGGUUUGGAAAAAGCUAUUGAUUACCAAGGGAAUUCACAAGAAAGUUUCGAAAAUCUUCUGCGGUGGGUUUUGAGGAACCAGCUUUCUUUGGUCCAUGAAAAGUCUUCUCAGAGGUUAUCAAUUGACAUCUUGUGCUUCCGAGGAACACUGAAAAAAAUUUGCGCAAGUCCUUACAAACCAAAUAAUCCCUGGACUAUAUAUGUUGCAGAGAUUAAGGGAUCGCUCUACAUCACCCCAGCAGUCUCGGAGACACAACCUCAUCCAGCGGACAAAACCAAUCUUUGGGGCAAUAAAUUCGAGCAGUACUUAAAGGGAGACCCAGACGACAUCUUGAAUGCAAACGAAGAGUAUCGCUCCGUGUUGCAGCUGAGCGUCGGAGGUUUUUCGCUGCUCUACUCUCCCGAAAUCGACUGCGCCGACGCAGAUGCCUACCGGGAGGACCAUAAGGACAUGAGUGCUUUCGUGCUUAUCAAGUGUCUUAAAGAUUGUGCAAGAACCAAUUAUUAUUAUCAAAGGAGCCGCCGCAUGAAAGGACACGUUCGUCAGACGGAGGAGAGAGACACGGCAGACAGGCCACAUCACACAGGGUGCAGCUCCACAACCUCGACCACGGGGACAUGGGGUAUCUUGGGGGUCUCAUAUCUGUCUUUAACAAUAAACCAGCAAGCUAAGGCCCCUUUCAUUGAAACGCCCAAGACCAUCUGACGUGUCGUUCAUAUU
Penaeus indicus is the source of this 1084-nucleotide messenger RNA. RefSeq names its product decapping and exoribonuclease protein-like. Gene Ontology annotation, molecular function: mRNA 5'-diphosphatase activity. Gene Ontology annotation, cellular component: nucleus; cytosol. Gene Ontology annotation, biological process: NAD-cap decapping; nuclear-transcribed mRNA catabolic process. The coding region runs from base 95 to 1069 and encodes 324 amino acids. The transcript is spliced from 8 exons. Lineage: Eukaryota; Metazoa; Arthropoda; Malacostraca; Decapoda; Penaeidae. The record is from RefSeq and is a predicted model, not a curated record.